Neomonachus schauinslandi (Hawaiian monk seal) is the source of this 612-nucleotide messenger RNA. Its product is annotated as zinc finger and SCAN domain-containing protein 2-like. The transcript has a single exon. The record is from RefSeq and is a predicted model, not a curated record. NCBI's taxonomy places the organism in Eukaryota, Metazoa, Chordata, Mammalia, Carnivora, Phocidae. Gene Ontology annotation, molecular function: RNA polymerase II cis-regulatory region sequence-specific DNA binding; DNA-binding transcription factor activity, RNA polymerase II-specific. Gene Ontology annotation, biological process: regulation of transcription by RNA polymerase II. The coding region runs from base 1 to 612 and encodes 203 amino acids.
AUGACAGAGCUGGCGUCCCCGGGGGGCGGGUCCCCUGCGGGGGACGGGGAGGAGGGUCUGGGGGACGAGCGAGGCCUGGUCAUCCACCACCCCGCGGAGGAGCAGCCUCACCGCUGCCCACUGUGCGGCCAGACCUUCUCGCAGCAGCCCAGCCUGGUGCGGCACCAGAAGGCGCACGCUGGGGUGGGCCGCGCGGCCGCCUUCGUGUGCCCCGAGUGCGGCAAGGCCUUCAGCGUCAAGCACAACCUCGAGGUGCACCAGCGCACCCACACCGGCGAGCGGCCCUUCGCCUGCCCGGAGUGCGGGCGCUGCUUCAGCCUCAAGCAGAACCUGCUCACGCACCAGCGCAUCCACAGCGGCGAGAAGCCGCACCAGUGCGCGCAGUGCGGCCGCUGCUUCCGCGAGCCGCGCUUCCUGCUCAACCACCAGCGCACGCACGCGCGCAUGCCCGCGCCGCACCCGCGCCGCCCCGGCGUGUUCGGGGAGCGGCGGCCCUACUUCUGCGCCCGCUGCGGCAAGAGCUUCGCGCGCGAGGGCUCGCUCAAGGCCCACCAGCGCAGCCACGGCCACGGGCCCGAGGGCCCGGCGGCCCAUUUAGGCCGCGUGCUCUGA